This is a messenger RNA of Fusarium subglutinans, 1035 nucleotides long. RefSeq lists its product as uncharacterized. The record is from RefSeq and is a predicted model, not a curated record. Bases 1 to 1035 code for a protein of 344 amino acids. The transcript has a single exon. Lineage: Eukaryota; Fungi; Ascomycota; Sordariomycetes; Hypocreales; Nectriaceae.
AUGCCACGCAUGAACCUCGGCCUUCCGUACAAUCACUGCAGCCACUCGCCCUGCCCGGCUGGCUUCCAAAGCCCCAACCUUCUCCGCUGCGGAGCUUGUCAAACCGUCAAGUACUGCGGCAAACCGCAUCAAAAGACAGACCGGCCAAGGCACAAGGUCCAAUGCGUUCCUAUCAAGCAGACCAAGGACAAACUCACUGAGGAAGAGGCCAAGCUACGUGCCAAUCCCGGCGACGACACCGAUGGCAACCCUUUCGACAAUAUUGUAGGCCUUUUCUGGUUCUUCAAGAGUACCCGUCCCUACAUGCAAGCUCGCCACGACUAUAUCAGUGCUAUUCUAAACGUCCGCACCGGAGAAGCCGUCGAGAUUGCCCUCACAGAAUCUCUUGAAAUGCUCCGUCUCUGCCGAGGCGACAACCUUGGCGUCCGCUCACAAGUUCCUGCGCUGUAUCUCCGACUCGGAAGAGAUCAACAGGCCUACGAUUUCAUUAAGUGGUAUGCGGUCAAAGGUGGCUCCGCUUAUGACUGGCGCGACAUGAGCUUGCCGUACCUUGAUCUAGAGGGAGAAGAUGCAUUUGAGGCUGUUAUCGAGAAACCUUUAUACUACGACGUUUCCUUCAAAAUGGCCCUGACGCUUAUCAAGAUCCGUCUGAUGAAGGAUCUAGAAUCGCUGCAGGGGCUUUUGCAAAAGAAACCCAACGCGACGGGGGAAGAGAGAUAUGAUUAUUUGCAGGAGGAGGCUAUGAGCGAUAUCCUUCUACAGCGGGCGGAUAUCGUAGCGCGAGACGACUACAAGGACUUGAUCGCUGAGCUGAAACGUCAGGUACUGCAGUUGUACAAGAUGGUUAAAGAGGAUAACAAACAUAUCUGGCCGGGCAUUGAGAAUCCGAACCUGUAUGCGUAUGAUGUGCCGAGAAUCUAUUCUCCGGGUUCGCGGGAGGAGGCAGUGCUUAUCUUUCGCCAGUCGUGGUACUCCUGGUCAGAGACGGAGCCGGCGAUACGGUAUAUCCGGGGGAUUAUUAGGGAUGAUAGGUAA